GGGUAAAUGUUUACAUUACGUGAUAACGCUUAUCAGAGGUUAUUGUGUGAGUGUUUGACAAGAUUUGCGAUUAUUGUGAUAGGGUUUAUGAUAUUUUGUCGCGUCACGGCUUAUCAGUUGCGAUAAGAGUGAGUUGAGACCCGUGCAAAAUUGAAUUUGGCGCUUGUUUAUUGCCAACAUGUAUGAUGACGUCAAGUUAGCCAACAUGUAUGAUGACGUCACGGUAAAGGGUAGUUCACACCUGUCAACAAAAAGGCGACAAUUUCAAAAUGUUACUAAUGAAUUCUCAACAAUAAACUAUGUUCUCGUUUACUGCUGGUAAUUUUGCACAAGUAAUUAUUCGAAAUAAAACUAGUGACACGUAAAGUAAACGUGUGAAGCCGCCUUUAGUUGUCGCCAACCUGCAGUAGCAAAAUUACUAAAGUCGCGGUCAAUUCAUAGUGACCACUUUCCUAUGUAAAUUUGUAAAAAUUGAGUUGUGUAAAUCCGACGUUAAACAUCCAAUUGUUUUUUUACUUUCAUAGCUAUCAAAAAUGGCAAUUCUAAAAAAGUCGGGUACUUCACAUACAUGUUUGUCAACAAAAAAUUACCAUCUAGGAUUUGAACUUUUAGGAAAAUUAAGUUUUUUAUGUUGUUUGUAACUAGAAUUUUCAGAAGUAAUUUUGAAUGUCUAUGGUUGGUAACACCGUGUUGCUGACGGUUGACGUUUUCUGUCAACCUACUGCUGUCAACUAUCAAUUAAAUUAUCCAUUCAAGUUGACAGGUGACUUAACCUAAUUUUUGACACUAGUUACGAUAUCUUUUUAUCUUUUGUUUGUCACCAGAAACCAACCUAACCAAAUUUAUGGCAACCUAUUCACGAAUAUCCCUAAAUUCUAGGGAGUAAUUUCUUGUUGAUACGACAAUAUAAAAUCUAUUGCGCCUGUCACAAUUAUUGACAUUUCUGCGACCAACUUUGACACAACCCACAUAAUAGAAGUGGCGUGCUAAGUGCUGCCAACUUUGAGAUAAAUUAAAUGGCCACUAUGAAUCCACCGCGAAGUUUUAUUCCAAUUUUCUGUAAUGUUAACGCAUUAAUAAUAAUAAUUAUACGUCAUUAAAGUAAGGUUGGUAUUAAUGAAUUCAAGAUUUUUUCAUCUUCGCCACUGAAAAUUCAGAAAAGUUGUUGAAAGUAAUUUCAUUGUUACCAAAAUUUGAAACAAAAAAUACACUAGUUUUUUAACGUACCCAAACAAGUUCGUUAAUAGCCUUGUUAAAAGCGUAAAACAGAAGAAAAAAAUCUUUCAGAUUAAAUAAAUUAGUAAUUGGGUUAUCGGAAUUUAUUCUGAUAACAGAUUGUACUAAUGGGUCCAAUAAAAGACGAUUUCAUCAAUUUUUUCGAAGUAGUCGUUGAAAGGGAUCAUUUUAAGGUGGCAAUCAUGCAAAAAUUCAAACAAUCCUAACCUCAAAUUUCCCUAACAAUUAUUUUUUCAAAUAAAUGUGUCCCCAGGUAGCAAAAAAUAAUUAAAAUUAACAACGUAAUUAACAAAGGGUGGCUAACAACAAGUUUUUUGUCGUUAUUAAUGUACUUAAAUUUGUUCUGAAUUUUUUAUGUAAAUCAGGCUUUAAGUUACAGAUUCAUUUAGACUACUUACUACAACCUAUUUGAUGCACAUUAAUAUGAAAAAGAGUAUAUUUGUGUUUUUUGUGACAUUUAUAACAAAAAUAAACAUUUGCUUUGCUAAUAUUUAUUUUUAGAAAAAUAAUAAUGAUUCAUCCUGUCUGAGCAUUCACACAGCGAAUGUUUAUUAUUUAAUUUUAUAAUUUUCUGCUAUUUAUUAAGUAAUUGCAUUUUGUGCAUUUUGACCUUAAUUCGCCAUUAUUCUCGCUUAUUGUUCAUUGUAUUGCUCCUUAUCAGUGUGAUAUCCGCGAUAUAAAAAAAUUGUUUGUUGCCCAGUUAAAAAAAUCAAUUAUCUCGCGGAUAACCCAAUUAUCACUCUUAUUGAAAAUGCUACUGAGUUGAGUCACGAUGCGAAAACUCGUCCUGAAGCCAGGUCAUCCUGAAAAACUUCAUAUUCAACUCCUCCACUUCAAACAGAAGUACAAUUGGGACUGUGGCAUUUCGUGCGUGUUGAUGGUCCUCCCAAGGAGGCAGCGUCACCACUUGUUGAAGAAUUUCACCAAAAUUUGUCAAGAAGAAGGAGUGUAUGGGAGCACGUGGACUAUUGAUUUGUGUUAUUUGUUGAAACGGUAUCAAGUUGGUCAUGUUUUCUAUACAGUCACUUUGGGGGUACAUCCAGGAUACAGGGGUAACAGCUUCUACCACAAUAUUUUAACUAAGGACGAAGCUCGGGUCAACCAGAGGUUCGAAACGGCGAAAACUAGUGGUGUUUUGGUCGAAAGAGCAUCAGUUUCGAUGCAAACCCUUUUGGAUCAUUUAAUCAACGGUCCUGUGAUUGUCUUAACGAAUGCGAGACUUCUAAAUUGUGAUGUUUGCAAGUUGAAUAAGAUUUCGACCGAGUUGAGGAAGUGUAUACCGUGGCCUAUACCUUACCAAGGUCACUAUAUCGUAUUAUGUGGGUAUGAAUUGGCCUCGAAGAAAGUCUACUAUCGAAAUCCGUCGUUUGGUGAUAGAGUGUGUGUCAUGUCGGUGGAUGUUUUGGAAGAAGCAAGGAAGAGUUACGGGACUGAUGAGGAUGUGAUUCUUGUGUAUAAAUGAUUUUCUAAUAUAUUUUUACGUUUUUU
Tribolium madens (black flour beetle) is the source of this 2724-nucleotide messenger RNA. Its product is annotated as protein GUCD1. The record is from RefSeq and is a predicted model, not a curated record. Bases 2009 to 2698 code for a protein of 229 amino acids. The transcript is spliced from 4 exons. Lineage: Eukaryota; Metazoa; Arthropoda; Insecta; Coleoptera; Tenebrionidae.